GAGGCAAGAACAGUGCCGUGCCACAAGGUUUGACAUGCACAGCCGGACAACUUGACAUCGCAAUCUACAGUCGAGUGUGAGGAGUCGGGAAUCGGAAACGGAGUCGGAAUCGGAGGAGAUGCAGCUUCCCUUGGUGGCGGAUUUGUGCUGAGCUGUGCAGCUGCUUCCUGCAGAGACUUCAUCCGUUUUUUGUCGCCGUCGUUGUUGUUGUACAGUUUUUCCGCCGUGGUAUUUGUCGAAGCGGAAAAGCGAAAAGAAGCAGCACCGCGAAGCCCUCGAAGUGUCGACGAAAAUCGUUAAAAAAUAGAAAAACACUCGGCGACUAUGUCACGACGCGCUUGAAGACCCCCAUCCGCUUCGAGGGAGAUUUUGAGAUUGAGCGAGAUCGAAGUCUCGGCGGGCUCUCCAUCGCCACCCACUCUGUUCAUCCAAACCCACCCACUCCGAACUCAGGAUUCGCAUGGACAAAGGCACAAUGAAGCGCAAGCAGAGGAGAUACAGAACCACAUUCAACACCCUGCAGCUGCAGGAGCUGGAGAGGGCGUUCCAGCGAACCCACUACCCAGACGUCUUCUUCCGGGAGGAGCUGGCCGUUCGGAUUGACUUGACGGAGGCACGGGUGCAGGUGUGGUUCCAGAACAGGCGGGCCAAGUGGCGCAAGCAGGAGAAGAUCGGAGGCCUGGGCGGGGAGUACAAGGAGGGGGCGCUGGAUCUCGAUGUGGCCUACGACGACAGUGCUGUGCUGGGCCAGCUGGACAGUGCGUUGGGUGGUGGCGGAACGCUUUUGCCGGACACUCCACCGCAAUCUUCGAACUCCCUGGAUAACGAGCUCAAGGCUUCCUACGGCACAGGGGCCCUGUCGCCCUCCAGGCUAUCGCCGAAUAUAUUCCUCAACCUCAACAUUGACCACCUGGGACUGGAGAGAGGCGGGAGUGGUCUCUCCAUGGAGUGGACCACCUAUCCUCCGCCUCAAACGCAAGCGGAGACACAGCCGCAGAUGAACCCAGAGAAUCACCUCCAGCAGCAGCACCCGCCACAACAGCUUCAAACCCAUCCGAAUCUCCACGAGAAUUCGAAUGCCCACCACCACCAGCAGCAGAAUGCCCAGCAUCAUCCGGGUCUCGAGUUCGCCGCCUCCAUGAACUUGGACAUGACCGAUGGCUCCUCCGCCUACGAUGAGAUGAAGUUCCUCAGCGUGGACGUGGACCAGUUCACGAUCGACAGCUUCAAGGCGGACUGCAUUCUCAGCAUGGAGCAGUCCCAGAUGCAGCCCUAUGUGGGUCACUCCCAGCUGGUCGGCUCCUCCAAUGAACUGUGUCUCGAGGGGAUCGGCAUGUCCGCGUUUGGCAUGGAAGAGGGCGAGCCCAAGACGCCCCCCUCUCUUCUGGUGCUGGACAAGACGCUGCCCUCUUUGAGCAUUGGAGUCGAGGGCAUCGCUGACCUUGUGGAGCAACUGCAUCAUCACCAGCAUGAGGGUGGUUCGGUGGGCGGGGGUGUCAUCACUAGCGACGUAUUGUGAAUCCAACUUAGGUGAAUUCUCUGCUUAGUUAAAAGUAAACUUAAUCCAAUCGUAGCUUUAAUUCAAAGUGCCCCAUCUUGCAGGUGGAAAUGUUAAUGGAAAGAGGGGGAACGGAGUGUGAAGCCCGUUCUAGUUCUAUUCUUGUUUCUAGUCAAUGUUAAAGCCAAAGUUCAAGACCAAACGAGGUCGCCACACUUUACUUCAAAUAAUUCGAUACAUUACUCAACAAAAUCUAAAUUAUAAAACAUAGAUUUUCCUACAGAUUGCCUUGGUCCUUGAACAUUCACUAGACUAAUGUAACUUAAAAAUUCUUGAUAUGUCUCUAGAGUGGAGUAAUUGAAAAAUUCCAGCCAUGAAAGUGUUGUUUAUAAUAAGAGAAUCUGUAAAUUAAAGAUUAAAUAUUUAUAACA
Messenger RNA from Drosophila biarmipes, 1929 nucleotides. RefSeq names its product homeobox protein OTX1 B (gene Pph13). Gene Ontology annotation, biological process: regulation of transcription by RNA polymerase II. Gene Ontology annotation, molecular function: DNA-binding transcription factor activity, RNA polymerase II-specific; RNA polymerase II transcription regulatory region sequence-specific DNA binding. NCBI's taxonomy places the organism in Eukaryota, Metazoa, Arthropoda, Insecta, Diptera, Drosophilidae. Bases 461 to 1519 code for a protein of 352 amino acids. The record is from RefSeq and is a predicted model, not a curated record. The transcript has 3 exons.